This is a messenger RNA of Diabrotica virgifera virgifera (western corn rootworm), 6746 nucleotides long. RefSeq names its product COP9 signalosome complex subunit 3 (gene CSN3). The transcript has 7 exons. Gene Ontology annotation, cellular component: COP9 signalosome. The record is from RefSeq and is a predicted model, not a curated record. Gene Ontology annotation, biological process: ubiquitin-dependent protein catabolic process. Bases 119 to 1408 code for a protein of 429 amino acids. Lineage: Eukaryota; Metazoa; Arthropoda; Insecta; Coleoptera; Chrysomelidae.
AUGUACUUCAACAAACGAACAAGCGGUUCGCAAAAGUCAAAUGAGGAUAGUGUUUGUGGUGUUUAUUUUUAAUUAAAUAGUUUAAAAUUUAUCCCAAUUCAUAGGUAGUUCCAAUGAAAUGGCAUCUGCAUUGGAACAGUUUGUGAAUACUGUUAGGACUUCAUCAACCCACGGUAACUUUAGGGAGCUUUGUGAAUUUUUAAAUAAAUCUAGUGAAGUACUUAUAAAGCACAGUCAACAUCUGGAUAAUGUAUUGGAAACUUUGGACAUACAACAUCAUUCUUUGGGAAUCUUAGCUGUACUAUGUGCUAAAUUUAGUGUUCCUCCACCAAACAAUACCACUGAUAAUAGAUUUUCUCAAGCUCAUGAUUUUAUAUUAAAUUGUAAUGGAGAACAAAUUAGGUUUGCCCCUGAUACAUUUGCGGAAUUAUGUCAUUCUGUCACCAACUAUUUAGUAGAACAGAAGCAACCAAUGAAGGGAAUAUUACUUCUUCAAAAGGCCAUUUCAAAGCUAAGACUAUAUGAUUCACAAUUAACAUCUAUUCAUGCAGACUUGUGUCAGCUGUGCCUGUUGGCAAAAUGUUUUAAACCAGCUUUAGAAUUGUUGAAUGUAGAUGUUACAGGUAUAUGUCAAGAGAUGUCACAAAAUCCAAACGGACCUCAAUUCGAAUCGAAGUAUUUUCUGUUGUAUUAUUAUUAUGGUGGAAUGAUCUACUUAGCUGUUCGUAAUUUAGAUAGAGCUUUAUAUUUUUUCGAAGUAGCGAUUACUACGCCCUCACUAGCUGUUUCACAUAUUAUGCUAGAAUCGUUUAAGAAAUACAUUUUAGUGUCUUUGUUGCUUUAUGGAAAGAUUCAGUCAAUUCCCAAGUUUGCUUCUCAGGUGGUUUCACGAUUUAUAAAACCACUGUCCCAGCCUUAUUAUGAGUUAGCUAACGCUUUCAUAUUAAACAAUACAGCCGAAUUGAAUACUGUACUUAACAAACAUUCUGAAAUGUUCACCAGGGAUCAUAAUAUGGGUCUUGUGAAACAAGUAUCUUCGGUUCUUUAUAAAAAAAAUAUUCAAAGGUUGACAAAGACAUUUUUGACACUUAGUUUAUCUGACGUUGCAAGUCGGGUGGGUUUAUCCAGUCCAGUAGAAGCUGAAAAUCAUAUUUUACAGAUGAUCGAAAAACAACAAAUUUAUGCUACAAUAAACCAAAAAGAUGGUAUGGUCGUAUUCAGAGACGAACCCGAGAAAUACAGCGGGCCUGAUGUUUUGAAAGGUCUCGAAGAGCAACUAGCCGUGUGCAUGGAAUUAGAUAGGCAAAUUUUAGCAAUGGAUGAAGAAAUUCAAGUCAAUCCCCAAUACGUGAAAAAGUCAUCUGGGUUGCAGGACGAAGAACAGCCCAAGAGUACAUAUGCUAUGUAAAAACUAAUUUAAAAAUAUGCAGAUGAGCUGUAUUCAAGUUUUCGUUUUUUAACUAUAUCGGAUUUUUGUCCUAGUUUUAUUUUCUUAACACAUUUUUUUUGUUUUCGUUAUUUUAUGGAAUGUCAAGCAAUAGAAUAAAUAUUGAUAGUUAUUCUUUGUAUUCAAACAGUUUUAUUUAGUUUCUUUGUCUAUACAUGGAUAAAUUCGAAUGGUAAUACUUGGAAUGUCACUAAUUUUAUUUUGAAUUUUGUAAUCUACAUCUUGGUUUAAACUCUAAUAAAAAUAUACAGUACGUAAAUCUUUCAGCUGGACAUAGGUAAUAUACAUUAAGGUAAGUAUGGCAACUGCGCUCUGCGAUAUUAGUCUAGUAAAAUAAGAUCACACUACAUGUAAAUCGAAAUAUAAAUUCGUAGAGGUUGGAACAAAUUUUAUAUCAAAGUUUAGGUGAGUAAGAAAGAUAUUUUCAAGAAAGUAUCCAAAUCCUAUAAGGCUAUCAUUGUUUAUAUAUUUAAAAAGGGGUCAUUUUUGCACAAUAUUUACUUUUUUAACUGCUGAGUUAAUUUGAAUUUUAAUGAAGGUCAUUAGGUUUUUUUUUCUACAAAGCUGAAGGACAAAUCUUUCACCUAAGACUUACUAAAUUAAAUUUGACCCCCUAUGUAUUUAAAUAAUUAUAUAUAAAAUUUAAAAAUCAAAUUUACAAAAAAAUAUUUUUUGCGUUUUAAAUAAGCACUAUAAAUUAUUUUAUUUAAUACGAGAAGUUGGGCGAUAUUACCAGUAUUAAGCAAAAAAAAAUUGGUUAAAUAAUAUUUAAUAAUUUAUGAGAUAUUUAAUUUGUUUAUCAAAUGUUACUAUAUUUUCCAUUGCAAAAACGCGGUUGUUACCACCUGAGUAUAACCUGUUUAAAAUCUCGUUACUUUUAUUUUUAUGUAUGUUUUCGAUAAAUGUGUUGAUAAAUUCAAAUUUCAAUUUAACUCCCCUCUAAAAUAACAUUUUGAAAAUAUGUUCUAAUUUGUUUAUAAUUUGUUUUUUUAAUAACGACGCGGGGAUUAAACAUUUUGAAAUGCUGUUCCUAUAAUCGGAUUCCUGGGAAUUUUUCACUAAUUAACAAAUUUUUUUGUCGUUUUUUCUUCUUCUUUUUUUCCUUAUAGUAAAAGAUAUAGUUUUGCUUAUAGAGGGGGUUUCAUUAAGAAUGUCCAAUCUCUAAGUAGUCGAUUCUAGACCUCAAAAUAUUAAUAUUUAACCAAAAUCACUUAAAUAAAAUAUGGCACAUUAUUGAGUUACAGGGUGUUUUAUUUAAAAAUUUAAAAAUUAUUUUUGCUCAGUAUUUUAAAACUACUCGACGUAUCCUUUUUGUACUUGGUAGAAAGUGUAGGUGCUAUACACCCUAUGAAAUUAUGUUAAAUACAGGUUUCCGGCUAUUACCAGAGGCGUACGACAGGGGAAAGCAAAUGGUUGACCCUUCCCAAAUUCUACGUCACUGGCGAAAUUGCUAUUUCAGCGCAAUUUCCGAUUUUCGAUUCUCCAAUACUCUCUAUGUAAAUAACUUACUCUUCGCUCGUAACGAUAAAGUAAUUAGUUUUCGAGAUAUUUGUAGUUAAACAUGUAACGGCACAAUUAUUUUGAUUAAUGAUUUGUACCGCUUAAUUUUUAAUUUCAAAUAUCUUGAUAGCUAAUGAUGUUUAGACUGAAGAGUAUAUUAUUCAGUCUUAACGAUAAAAUCAUUAGUUUUCGAGAUAUUUGAAACUAAAAAUUAAGCGGCACAAUAUAUUAAUCAAAAUAACUAAAUAACUGUGCCGUUACAUGUUUAAUUUCAAAUAUCUCGAUGACUUUAUCGUUACGAGUAAAGAGGAUGUUAUUUACAUAGAGAGUAUUGGAGAAUCUAAAAAUUGUGCUAAAAUGGCAAUUUCACCAGCGACUUAGAAUUUGGGAAGGGUCAACCAUUUACUGUCCCCUGCCGUACGCCUUUAGCAAUAGCCGGAAACUUGCAUUUAACAUAAUUUCAUAGGCAGUAUAGUACUUACCCUUUUUACCAAAUAUGAAAAGGAUACGUCAAAUAGUUUUAAAAUACUGAGUAAAAAUAUAUUUUUUUUAUUUUUAAAUAAAACACCUUAUAACUCAAUAAGGAGCCAUAUUUUAUUAAAGCGAUUUUGGUUAAAUCUUAAUAUUUUGAGGUCUAGAAUCUAAAACUCAGGGUUUGGUCAUUCUUAACGAAACACCCUCUAUAAGCAAAACUACAUCUUUUACUAUAAGAAAAAAAAAGAAGAAGAAAAAACGACAAAAAAAAAUUGUUAAUUAGUGAAAAAUUCCCAGGAACCCGAUUAUCGGAACAGCAUUUCAAAAUGUUUAAUCCCCGCGACGUUAUUAAAAAAAACAAAUUAUAAACAAAUUAGAACAAUUUUCAAAUGCCAUUUUAGAGGGGAGUUAGAUUGAAAUUUGAAUUUAUCAAUACAUUUAUCGAAAACAUACAUAAAAAUAAAAGUAAUGAGGUUUUACAUAGAUUUAUAUUCUUUUGGUAACAACCGCGUUUUUGCAAUUGAAAAUAUAGUAACAUUUAAUAAACAAAUUAAAUAUCUCAUAAAUUAUUAAAUAUUUUUUAACCAAUGUUUUUUUGCCUAAUACUGGUAACAUAGCGCAACUUCUCCUAUUAAAUAAAAUAAUUUACAGUGCUUAUUUAAAACGCAUAUAAUAUUUUUUUGCCAAUUUGAUUUUUAAAUUUUAUAUAUAAUUAUUUAAAUAAAUAGGGGGUCAAAUUUAAUUUAGUAGGUCUUACGUAAAAGAUUUAUCCUUCGGCUUUGUAGAAAAAAAACCUAAAGAUCUUCAUUAAAAUGUAAAUUACCUCAGCAGUUAAAAAAGUAAAUAUUGUGCAAAAAUUACACCUUUUUAAUUAAUAAAACAAUGAUCCCCUCAUAUGAUUUGGAUACUUUUUUGAAAAUAUCUUUUGUACUCACCUAAACUUUGAUAUAAAAUUUAUUCCAACCUGUACGGAAUUACAUUUUGAUUUUUUUUUUUAUUUUAUUAGGCUAUAUUGAGAGUCAAGCAGAUUAGAUAAUAUCUAAUAAACAGGCAACAUCCUUGCUUUAAUCCUUCUGAUGUUACAAAACUUCUUGUUGUUUGUGUCACUGUUUUUAUUUUUGUUAUGGGUUGAUUGUAUAGUACUUUGACGGCUUUUAUUAAUUCUGUAUUAACAUUCGUGCUUUUCAUUGAUUGCCACAGCUUCUUCUGUGGAACACAUUUCCAUAGGUCGACGAACUACAUGAAUUUCUCGGUUCCGUUCCAUCAUUUUUUCUCUUAUCUGGUUUAAGGAGAAAAUGUGGUCAAUAGUGGAUCGACCAGUACGAAAACCUGCUUGUUAUUCUGCAUCAGAAUCUAAAUAUUCUUUCUCGAUUCGAUUCGUCAAAAUCUUUCCAUAUAUUCUACUCGUAGAUCCGUUUACAGCUAUUCCUCGGUAAUUUUCACAAUUCGUUCAUUUGGAAGAAGAGGGUUAUAACUAAGAAUUUUUUUCGGUAGAAAGGUUUUAAGAUUCUUAAUAGUUUAUUUCAUUUAUUUUGUGCAGUGUUUAUUAAUAUUAUAGGAUUUAAUGUUUGAGUAUGAUAGAUUUUUGAUCUUUUUAUGGGUCUGACAAGAAUUUUCUUUUUAAGAUAUCAGGUUUAGAAAAAAAACUUGAUAUAACCUUCUUGAAUAAAGAAAUAUUAUAUUUUUAAUACACUAUGUUUGCUCAUAAAGUUACAUGUUAGGAAUUGUAUUAAUAAAGUGUUAUUAAAAAUGCCAUUAAGUAUAUCAAUUAUGAUUUAAUAAAACUUAUUAAUAAAACAUUAAAAAACACUAAUUAAAUAGUGCGUAUCCCUUAUACAACACAAAAUGAAACAUAAAGCAAUAAUAGUAAUAAUUGUUUUUCUUUACUUUUUGUGAAAAUAGUAUUCAGGAAAACAUUGCGUUUCUCUAUUAAAGACAACAAGCAUUUGUUGUUAAAUUAAAUUAAUCCUUAAAUAAUACUACAGUUUAAUUUAUAAUAAUUUACCCAAUGCAAAAAAAGAUAAUUCACAUACCUAUUACAAAAUAACUUUGAAGAAUAAGGUUACAUUUCACAAAACUGCUUUUUACGCACAUUAUAUUGUUUCUUUUUUAUAAUGAAUUAUCCAAAAAAAAGUUACAACUAAGCAAGUAUCCUCCUAUCAAAACAUACUGUUCACUUUUAGUGUUAUAACUUUUAAGAAAAAUGGUUAUAUCUUAUAACUCUAUAUCCCAAAAAUAAAUCACCCUUUUAAUUAAAUUAACUUAUUUUUGUCUAUUAUAUUCCAAGAUGUAUUGUAUUCUCUAAAGCGAAUAACGUUCUGUAGAGAAAGUUGGGGGAAAACCAAAGAGUUACAUCUGCCAUCUCUCGGAGACUAGUGUACUUACACAUGUAACUAUUUUUUCCAUAGUAGAAGUCAUUAUUUGGAAGGUAUUGAUGCAAUAAAAAAACUUUUGAGAUGUAACCCUCUUCUUCCAAAUGAACGAAUUGUUUUAUUACCGUUUUUGUGUAUAUUACUAAUAUGAUGUUUUCCAUUCCAUAGGGAAUUUAAUUGUUUUUAUACAUUCCCAUAAUGUGUUCGUUUCGCACUUAACCCUUUGACUGCGGGAACCGCAUAUUUGCGUAAUUUCAGUAGUGCACGAGAUGUGCGGGAAACGCAUAUAUGCAACAGGGCUAGCCGCUUCGUUGCGGUUAGCGAUUAUUUGCGUAUAGACAAAAUAUAACGUAAACAAAAUAUAUAAUGUCAUCAGAUCGUUUCUGAAUGAAUGGGCGUGAACCGCCCACCUAAAGUGCCUCGAGCGGGAUGAGGUUCCCGCAGUCAAAGGGUUAAACAAUUCUUCGGAUAUAUCUCCUGGUCCAGAUUCUUUAUUCCUCUUCAGCUCUAUACAUACAUUUUUAAUUUCUUCUAUUUAUACUAUUUAUUUCUGUUUAAAAUCCCCAAUUUUGGUUCAUUUGUUAAAACAUUUCUCUUGCGUUUAAAGUGGGUAUUAUCAUUUUAGAAAACACAUACAAAGAAUAUGGUAGUAGCGACUCUUUUCUAGCGCUCAACUAAAUUUCAGCGAAUAAUUCCAUGGAUUCUCCGGCCACUGUUGAUAUCGAUAUAUUCAAAUCUGAUAUAUUUAAAAAACGAAUAUUUGGUUGUAGAUCUUAAAGAACCAGUCAGUCGUGAAUAUUUGGUUUAUUAUUUUUCGUUUGUUAGAAUACUCCCACUGCAGUAACCAAGUUAUUGUUGAGGAAUGCAUAAUUAGUGUAUGUACAGUUUAACGCAGUUUUUCUUCACAUUUUUUAAUUAAAAUAAAAAAUAUUAAAUUAUAUUUUACUGAGAAA